This is a messenger RNA of Hemicordylus capensis (graceful crag lizard), 6847 nucleotides long. RefSeq names its product low density lipoprotein receptor (gene LDLR). The record is from RefSeq and is a predicted model, not a curated record. Gene Ontology annotation, molecular function: calcium ion binding; protein binding. Bases 228 to 2837 code for a protein of 869 amino acids. The transcript is spliced from 18 exons. NCBI's taxonomy places the organism in Eukaryota, Metazoa, Chordata, Lepidosauria, Squamata, Cordylidae.
UUGGAAGUCCCUCCCCUCCCCUCGCCAUGAGGAGGAGCGCGAAAAAAAUUGUGCAAAUUAGGGCUGGUGGUGGUUGCCGCGUGCAUUUGAGAAGCAGGCAGGAGUGCUCGGUGUUGGAUGACCCACCUCUUUCUUGACUUUGUGUCUCUCUGCACGGGUCUUUGGGGGCUUUCCAGUGGGAAACAAGGCGUGAAAGGAGCAGAGGAAAAGGUGACUGCAAGCAAAUCAUGAUCCCAGGUCGAUUGGAAACAGCUUUCCUGGUUUCGCUGAUGUUCAGCAUCCUCAGCCAGAUUUCGGGAAACGGUGUAGAUAAAUGCAGAAGGAAUGAGUUUCAAUGUGGGAAUGGAGAAUGCAUUCCUUACAAAUGGAUUUGUGAUGGCAAAGCUGAGUGCCGUGAUGGCUCUGACGAAUCCCAAGAUGCCUGCAAAUCUGUGACUUGUGAGCCAAGGCAGUUCAGCUGCGGUGGCCGUAUUAAUCGUUGCAUUGAUAUGUCCUGGCGGUGCGACUUGAAAACGGAUUGUGAAAAUGGCUCCGAUGAAGAGAACUGCCCCCCUAAACGCUGUGCUGACAAUGAGUUCCAGUGCAAAAAUGGAAACUGUGUUGUCUGGGAUUUUGUCUGUGAUGAAGAUAAUGAUUGUGAGGAUAAGAGCGAUGAAGAGAACUGCCCUGCCCUAACCUGCAACCCUGAAAUGUUCCACUGCAACAGCUCGGAGUGUAUUCCCAAGCUCUGGCUCUGCGACAAUGAUGAAGACUGUAAGGAUGGGUCAGAUGAGUCACCGGUGUACUGUGGGGCAAAAUGGGAAGCCUCCAAAGCCAAUCCUUGCUCAUCACUGGAGUUCCAAUGUGGGAGUGGCGAGUGCAUCCAUCAGCGCUGGCAGUGUGAUGGUGGCUUUGACUGCAAAGACAAGUCUGAUGAGGCAAACUGUGCGAAACCCACAUGCCGCCCAGAUGAAUUCCAGUGUAACGAUGGUACAUGCAUCCAUGGAAGCCUGCAGUGCAACAUGGAAGAUGACUGCAAAGACAUGAGUGAUGAGAUUGGCUGUGUCAAUGUGACAACCUGCAAAGGAUCAAAUAUAUUUAAGUGCCGUUCUGGAGAAUGUAUCACUAUGGACAAGGUCUGCAACAGCAGGAAAGACUGUGGGGACUGGUCAGACGAGCCCCUCAAGGAAUGCCGAACAAAUGAAUGUUUGGCCAACAAUGGUGGCUGCUCCCACAUAUGCAAUGAUCUCAAAAUUGGAUAUGAAUGUUUAUGUCCUGAGGGAUUCCAGCUGAUUGACCAGAGAAGAUGUGAAGAUAUCAAUGAGUGUUUCGACCCUGAUGCCUGUAGCCAAAUUUGUGUGAAUUUGGUAGGAAGCUAUAAGUGUGAAUGCAAUGAAGGCUUUCAGAUCAACCCUACCACCGGGAGCUGCAAAGCAAUUGGCACGGUUGCAUACCUCUUCUUCACUAAUCGCCAUGAGGUCAGGAAGAUGACUCUAGACCGCAGCGAGUACACCAGUCUGAUCCCCCAUCUCAAAGAUGCAGUGGCCUUGGAUAUGGAAAUUGCCAACAACAGAAUCUACUGGUCUGACAUGUCUCAGAAAAAAAUAUACAGCACCCCAAUAGACAAGGCUGACAAUCACUCCCACCACUCCACCGUGAUCAGCAGUGGCAUCAGAUAUCCAGAAGGCAUAGCUGUUGACUGGGUGCACAGCAACAUCUACUGGACCGAUGCUGGCCUGAGCACGAUCUCUGUGGCCAGCAGCGAAGGCUUGAAACGGAAGACUCUGAUCAAGGAAGUGGGUGCCAAGCCCCGUUCCAUUGUGGUGGAUCCCGUUCAUGGAUUUAUGUACUGGACUGACUGGGGCAUCGUUGCUAAAAUUGCCAAAAGUGGUCUGAAUGGAGUUGACACAUUCCCCUUGGUGAAGGAAGGCAUUCUGUGGCCUAAUGGAAUAACACUAGAUUUGGCUAACCAGCGCCUCUACUGGGUAGACUCAAAGUACCACUCCCUCUCCAGCAUUGAUGUGAAUGGGGGAAACAGAAAAAUCAUCCUCGUGAAUGAGGAGAAGCUGGCCCACCCUUUUGCCAUCACAGUCUUUGAGGAUAAAGUAUUCUGGACGGAUGUCCAUAACGAAGCCAUUUUCAACGCUAACCGUCUGACUGGUUCAGAUAUUGUCAAGGUGGCAGAGGACCUAUUUUCACCUGAGGACAUGACACUCUUUCACAGUGUGCGGCAGCCACAAGGUGUGAACUGGUGUGAGAAGAAUGGCAUCCCUAAUGGAGGCUGCCAGUAUCUGUGUCUUCCUGCCCCACAAAUCACACUCCACUCUGCCAAGUACACUUGUGCCUGUCCUGAUGGUUUGAACUUAGCCAUGGACAUGAGAAGUUGUAUCACAGGUAAUGUUCCUGUUGCCCCACCGGCAGUCGCCAAUGCAACUGUGCCGCCUACUACAAGGAUGACACCUUUAGUGAAGCUGCUCACCCCAACCAGUGCUCGGAGGGAGACAACGAGACCUCCGUCUUCUGCUGCUGCUACCACUGUGCUGAGCAGAAGCACCACGCUUGAAAUGGUCACCUUAUCCCAGCAAGCUCGAAAUGACAUUGCUGCGGAAUCAGAUGGAAGAAAACGAAAUGGCUCAACAGCGCUCUCUAUUGUCAUACCAUUGGUGGUGAUUAUUUUAGUCUCCUUUGGUGCUUUCCUGGUUUGGAAGAACUGGCGUCUCAAGAAUACCAAUAGCAUUAAUUUUGACAACCCAGUCUACCAGAAAACAACUGAGGAUGAGAUUCACAUUUGUCGGAAUACAGAAGGGUACACACAUCUAUCGAGACAAAUAGUCUGCCUGGAAGAUGAUACAGAAUGAACCCACCUCAACACUGAAGUGCCUCUUGCAAAACUUUGCUGCUUAUUUUGUGGAGGAGAACAUGCGUGCCCUGGCCUUAGGUUCUCUCUGGGCUGUCCAGCACCACUUCCUGAGAGACUGGAUGGGACAUUCUUGGGAAAAACAGAAAACAGUGCUUUGGGAUCAGCUGCUGUCUGUGCAUGACAGAGCAAAGGAAGCUAGAUGGUCUUGUUGGAGUGGGGUGGUUUUUUUGUUGUUUUUUGUAUAUUUAUUUUUCUUAUUCUGUGCUGCCAAGACAGAAAUGUGCCUGCUGUAUCCUGGGUCUCCUUUUUAAUCUGGGCAGGGCCACGCUACUCUUGCAUGUAAAGGAGAAUAAGAAUUUGAUGGUUGAUGAAGAGAAGAUGACAAAACUCUUCUCUGGGUUUAAGCUUGGGAGGCUCUAACCAGCUGAUCUCUGUGCCUUCUGUGAGUUAAAGGACCAGCAGGCAGUCACGGACUGGGCUUGGAAGGGAUGGGCAUCUGAGUGUUCGCUGAGACUUCAUAAGCUGAGCCUGCCUGGGUUUUGUGGUGUUAGACCUCUGGACCCCUUCUUCUCAAACCUGGCCAGAGACAUCUUUCUGACGUGAUUCCACCAUCCAUACCAUACCAUAAAACAAGAUAGCAGCUCUGCUCUCAUGUCCAAAGAAAAAAUGCUGCAAGGACUAUCUCUUGCUUGGAUCCUCUCUGUUGGCCUGAGGCUAUCAGUCCUCUUCAGCCUUUGCUGGCCAACCCACCUUGCACUUUUGUUUGACUUGUUCUGGUCCUGUUGAUGAUCUGUGUCGCCUGUGAACUUUGUAUAACUGUAUUUGCACUUGAUUCUUUUCUUUUCUCCCCUUGGUCACAUGUGUCAGGAGGGUAAGAGACCAAUGCAAACCAAUGAGAGAGGCUGACUGUGAGGAGGGAAUGGGAGGAUUUCUUGCAUUUGCUUGGUGCUGGCCGUUUUUGGUGCCUUUGGUGUCAGUGGACAAAGGGCAAUCGAUUGUGCUGGCCAAGAAACCAGGAAAUUAAAGCCAUUCUCCUGCAGAUUUUACCUUGAUGACCAGUUUAUAGUUGCCUUAUGCUGCAUCUUGUUUUGCCAGGUAUCUUCUGGCAAUUUCGUCUGCCUUCAACUUUGUCUUGCUUUUUAUAUUCAUAUCCUGUUUGUAAUGAAGGGCUUUUAAGGGGGGAAAUGUAGACUGGACUUAGCAAUUAAUUGGUUCUGCACUUUGUCACAAAGAUAAUACUUUGAACAGGUUUGCUGUGCUUUCACUGAUGAAAACACUCGGCUGCCACAUGCUAUGAAAUGGGUCAAGUCUGAGCUAUGGAUGUCACUGACUCUUCUGUAGAAAAUAGAGGAUAUCUUGAUCACAAGUUUUGUAAAGGAUGGAUCUUUAGAUUUACAAGGAAGUAGAGCUGGGGUGUAAAUUCAAAGAAAUCUGCUGUAGCUCAAACCUGUCCCAUAUCUGGUACUGAAGGAAUAGAAAACUUCCCCUUGAUGCUCUUGCCAGUAACACCAAGAAAACAUUUAACAAGACAUAGAACAACACAUGGCAACUUAACAUUCUUGGUCUGGCACAUCCAAUUUUGAACGCAAAGUAAAAGCACUCAAACCUUCUGGCCUGAAGCUGUGAAAGAUUCCAACCUCUUUCUCUUAUUCUGGAGAGUGUAAAUAAUGUACAGUGUUGAGAUAUAGAUAUAUAUAGAUAUAUAUGUAUUUCCUUUGCACAAGAGUUGCCUUUUUGUACAUAUGUUCAUAAAAUACAUGCCUUAUUUAUUUCUAAAUUUAUGUUCUUAUGACUGCUAACUUGGCUUUCUCUUUUAUCCCACCUGGUGAUGGAUGCCUCCCCUGCCCCCAUUUGUUACACUUAAAAACAUCGGCAGGUAGACCAUGGACUGUGGGGGGGGGGAGGGUGUGUGUGUGUGUGUGUGUGUGUGAAUGUUAAUUGUGCAGUCCUCAUCUGGAAUAAGAUGAUGUGAACACAAUAGAAACUUGCUUGCAGAAGUGGUACUUGUGCAUCAAACGACUUCUCUCCUCACCUAUAUUGAGACUUUGGUUGGCACAGUGGCAGCUGAGGGCAGAGAGUGUAGGAGGCAGGCACAGAGCAGGCUGCAGCUGCCUCUCUCCCUGCCCUGUCUCUCUUGCUUGCCCCACCUUUAACUGAUCAUUUGCCAGGUUGGGCAUUUCAAUCUGCCCUGCCCUCCACCACCACAUUUUUGGUGGCAGUAGCCGCCACAGGGUUAGCAAAUCUGUAUUUAAGCCCUCUUCUUACUGGCAUGCUUAACAGUGGUAUAUGAAGGCUGAAGCCAAAAGAAUGAUUAACAUGAUCUCUUCCAAUAUUUAUGAAUGCAUAUAACUAAUAUGGUGGGUGCAUUCUUCUCUUGUAUUUCAUCUUUGACAGUAUAUCUUGCUACUUACAGCACAUGUUUUGGUUAUUACACUGUGUACUCAGCAUGUUUCAGCUAUUCAGCAGAAGUGGUAGCUUGAAAGAGGCUGCUUUAUUUUCUUUUGAAUCCAUCCUCUUUUGUGAUUGCAUUGUGACUUCUUAAACUUGUGUUUGCAUCUUAUUUAACAAGCUUGCAUGCGACUGUCAGUAUUAAAAGCAUAAAUUUUAAGAGCUGGUCAUACAGCUCUACAAAAGGUUUUGAGCACCUAAACAUCUAUAGAAUGUUCUGCUUCACAUAAUUUGAACUGUACCAAGAAAAGACAGUCCCAUUGGUUGUCUCGGGUUACUAUUAACUGUAAUAAUUUGGGGGGCUUAAAUCUCCAAAGGAGUUUUUAAGAGUAAAAUUUAACAUGGAAUCUUUUUCUAAAAGCAAGGAUGAGUCUGCUGACUUGGAAGUAGGAAAAAGCCUAUAAGGUUUUCUUUAUCAUUUUAUUUAAUCUGUUGAUACAUACAGUGCCAUUUUUUUCCAGACAAAUGGAGAGUCACUCUCUUCCCUUGGAUUUACUAAGAGCUUUAAUGUGCGUUAGGCACUUUUAUCAAAGAGGAACAGGAAUGUGAAAACCACAACCCUAGGGGCUGGGACUAUGUCAAAAUAUUAAUUUGGACCUAAGCUUUAUUCAACAAAUCCUCUUAAUGCUGCUGAUCUUGUGGUCUGUCGGUUCCAAACUCUGCAAUAGGAAACACUGUUUCUACACAAUAAUUCACAAUGGUGCUAAAAUGAUUGUUCAUAACAAUCUUAGUUUUUUCUUUCUACCACCUGGAGCAAAAACGUGUAUUUUGAGAAGGAAAUAACUGCCUCAUUGUUUUUGUUGGUUGGUUUGCAGUAAUUGUCCAGUACAUUCCUCUAGUCUAAUGCCUCUCUAGGGCUUUUUAUUUUUUAUUUUUGCUCUACAGGGAAGAACAAAUGGGAUCAGGUGCCUAAUGGUGCCCUGUUCCUAUUUAGGAAAUCCUGCCCUAUGAGAAUUUUUAGCUGUAUAAAACUUGGGAAUUGUGCUUAAUAAAGUUGGGAAUAAUUUGAAAGGAUUGCCAAGUCAGCAAGGUUUCAGGAUGUUUGUAUUUUAUUUCAGUGCAUUUUUCAAGGUGCUAUUUUGCCAAGAAAGGUGGGAAACACAUGCAGGAAUUUUGUGUGUUUCAUAAGGGAAGAGUGAAUAUUUGUUUUGCUGUUUAUAUCUGUGUGUUGAUCCUUGCAGAAUGACCUAGAACUUGGGGAAUAGCAAGGCCACCCUCUGUGCAGAACCUAUAUUUUAUGCUUACAUCAGAUAACUUUCUAAAAGAGUCCUGAUGAAAUAGCCCUUUUGACUUCUAACCAGAUGUUGUUUUUCUGGGCAUUAGUUGAAAUACUGUUCCUGACCAGUUUCUCACUAAGUGCUGCAGACCCCUUGAAAAGUUGUCACUUGGCCUAUACAGUUUGUUUUCAUUAACUCUUUGGGUCACAUGCAAACAUCUAAUAGAUGUGGGAUUGUCCUACAGAACAGCUGCAAGAAGUUCUUUAAAAUGUUGUUCUCUAUUCCUUGUUAAAAUCUCUGCCCCCACCCAGUUAUGAUUGAGUUUAAUAAAUAUUUAAAUACA